AUGACUUUCAAAUGCAUGAAGUGCAAGUCGAAAACUUUCAACUCCGCCGAAGCAUUGGCCGCUCAUCAGGCUGCGUUGGGCCAUGGUCAGGAAGGCUAUGAACAUUGCGAAAGGUUGAAUGACGGGAACCUGACAAUUAUAAACCGAUACUAUACGUCGUCGAAAAAUAGCACCAGCGGAGACAAACAUCGCGGCCACAGACCUGCACGACACAGAGAUCCUGGCGUUCGACUGGAUCUUGCUACUCAUAAGCGAACUUUUACUGUCCUUUCAAAGGAGGAACAUGGUUUUCUUCACGAUAAACUCUUAGCAGCAUGCCACUUAUCUGCACGCCUUCAGGCACAGGGAUACAGGCUCACAGUUGAACCCCCUGAAAAGAAGCCUCGUAAGGACAGACCACCGAAAGAAAAGUCGCCCAAGGAUAAGGACGCUGAAGUCAAAAUUCAGGAAGUGAAGCAACUCGAUGCGAAGUUGCCCCAAAACAAGCCACCCGACAAAAAGACCUCGACGAACUCAUCCAAAUCUUCGAACGACAAACCCAAGGAGCCUAUCUUUUUCUUCCACACGCCACAGUCAGUCCCUCGACGAUCAUUCCAGACAAGGAAAGCAAUAGCUCUCGACUGUGAGAUGGUUGAAGUAAUGGGUGGCCAGGAUGAGGUAGCCUUCUUCAGUGCCGUUGACUUCUUGACGGGAGAGGUGCUCAUCCACAAAUACGUCCAACCUACGAAAAGAGUUGUCCACUGGCGAACGCAGGUAAGUGGAAUAACGCCGAUGGCCAUGAACGCCGCAGCACGAGCUGGCCAGGCGUUGCUGGGGUGGAAAUCUGCUCAACAAGCGCUUUGGAAGUACGCCGACGCGGACACCGUCCUUAUUGGACACUGCCUCAACAACGACCUCAAAGUUCUUCGAAUAAUUCACCCAAAAAUUGUAGACUCUGCAAUCUUAUCGAGUGAAGCGGUUUUCAACCUGGCGCCCGAUGUGUCACUCAGACGGAUCUGGGCGCUGAAGUUGGUCACGAAGGAGUUUCUUAAUCGGGCCAUUCAGACUGGAGGUAAAAGAGGGCACGAUUGUCUUGAGGAUGCCUACAGCGCCCGGGAUGUCGUUAUUUGGUGCCUCAGAAACCCUGACAAGUUGAUGGUUUGGGCACAGAAUGCUAGAGCCGAGCAUGAGGCCAAGAUGGAACAGCUGCGCAAGGAGCGUGAGGCUCGGGCCCAGGAGGAGAAGGAGAAAGCAGAGAAGGAGAAAGCAGAGAAGGAGAAAGCAGAGAAGGAGAAAGCAGAGAAGGAGAAAGCAGAGAAGGAGACAAAUGAGAAAAUGAAGGAAUCGGAGAUUCUCGAGAAAAGUGGGAAUGCGAAUUCAAGUGCAAAGGUUGUGCCACUGGAGAGCUGUCAAGUGCUGGAUAACCCUGAAUUGCCAGCCGAACCAGGUUGCCUGGUCUCAUAG
Aspergillus puulaauensis is the source of this 1443-nucleotide messenger RNA. RefSeq lists its product as uncharacterized. Gene Ontology annotation, molecular function: nucleic acid binding; exonuclease activity. The coding region runs from base 1 to 1443 and encodes 480 amino acids. Gene Ontology annotation, cellular component: nucleus. The record is from RefSeq and is a predicted model, not a curated record. Gene Ontology annotation, biological process: rRNA processing; ribosomal large subunit assembly. The transcript has a single exon. Lineage: Eukaryota; Fungi; Ascomycota; Eurotiomycetes; Eurotiales; Aspergillaceae.